Ceratina calcarata is the source of this 3401-nucleotide messenger RNA. RefSeq lists its product as uncharacterized. The transcript has 10 exons. Gene Ontology annotation, cellular component: membrane. The record is from RefSeq and is a predicted model, not a curated record. Bases 651 to 3221 code for a protein of 856 amino acids. NCBI's taxonomy places the organism in Eukaryota, Metazoa, Arthropoda, Insecta, Hymenoptera, Apidae.
CAAAAAGCGCAUAUUGUUUACGUAAGUGCGAGAACUGUUGAGAAUCACUGCCAAAGAAUGCGAAGGAUCAAGAAUCGAUCAUCGCUCGAUCAUUUUUACGGAUCUCAGUCGUGAAUGGGAGUCACUGGCAGGAAUUCCUGAGCACUCGGUCGACAAUCUUACAUUUUAAAGUUAGUGGAGCAAUGUUACACGGUAUUCCUAAUUCCUACCCUGUAGCGUAAAAGCCGUCUCCGGCCGACUUGAAUCAACAGGUAGUAAUCGGUCCGCGCGGUGCGUGCGUUUAAAAAUAAUCAAAUUACUUGUUACCGCGAAUCGGCGGGAAAUGUACGGACGAUACUGUGAAGGGAGUUCUCCCGAGUGUCCCGUUUGUGUCGGUUAAAAGGUAGUUCCGUUUUCGAAAGCGUCCGCGAGCUGCACGAACGAAUUCCUCGCAUUCCAACGUCGCUCCAGACACUCUGGCGAGGUUCUCCAGCAUCUGCCGAAGACGAGAAUGUUACUUUUGUGAUUACUCAUUCGGUGACAUCCGUGGAAUGCGUUAGGACAGUGUCUUUCUUCGCUCCAUGGAACAAUCGUUAUAUUUUGGCAUGGGUGGCAUUGGUUGACGAAAAGAAAGGGUGCUGGAUAAUCCAAAUGGAUAACGAAAGCCCAUUAUGGCCCAGCAUCUGCAAACCCAGCAUCAGCACGAAUUCCUACCACUGUGCGACGUACUCUUCAACAUAAUUUCACUAGCCUCGUACUUUUGCGACGUUGUGUUUGACUUUGCGAUGGUUUAUGCUCUCGCGUAUCACUCCGUGGCUCCUCCUCUUCUCUUUCCCUUGAGCAUAGCUCUCAUAGCAACUUCGUUGCUUAUUUCUCAGAUUAUUAGCGUACGAUGGUAUUUAUGGGGCGCCAGGGGGAAACUAACUGGUAAUGCAAUAAGAGAUUGCAAUAUCAAUGAGAAGAAGGAAAACGGGAAUUGGACGAUAUGGUGUGUCCUGCUGCUUCAUUCCACCCAAAUUGGAGUAUUGUGGAGAUACUUCAAGUUAUUUAUUCCGGUCAAUUUAACUUACGUUAAGCACGAGGUGAGGGAACUCUGUGUCUUGCGACUUAUCCAUGCCUUUUGCGAAGCCGCGCCAAUGUUGCUGCUGCAGUUAUACCUAUUGUCAAUCGGUAUCAACAAUGAUACGAAUGCCGACGGCAAGGCGAAGGAGAGCGAGAACAGAGAGGGCGACAAGCUGGCGAAACUGACCGCGGUAUCCGCCGGUCUGUCUCUCUGGAGCGUUUGCUGGGCGGUUGCCAGCUUCAGCAAAGGUGCGGCGCGUCUCCGGAACUUGGAACGACUCGUGCUGACAUGGCUGGGUGUGCUAGCACAGUUGGCAUGGCGUUUGGGAACAGUGAGCGCCAGGGUUGGAGUACUCGUAGCUUACGCGUCUCUUUAUGGUGGACAGUGGCUGUUGAUCGUCAUGGCUCUCCACUGGCUGUCCAUGUUGAUGUGGUUGCUGCUCACUCCAGAUGGACUUUUCCACGGUGGCGAGCAUUUGCCUGUUCUAAGGAAAACGUCAUUGGCCGCGUUACUCGCUUUCGUUUACAUAUUCGCGUAUGUAAACCUGCAUGAAACGAAUCAUCGUCAAAAGAUGGUGAUUUUUUACACGGUGAUGUUUUUGGAAAACAGUUUGCUGAUCGGUGUCUGGAUAGUAGGCGUCAAUCGAACUGAUCUCCUCCCGCAUCAGCAUCACCCGAACCCUGUCACUCUCGUACUUACACUGUUAGCUUUAUUCUUCGGUGGUAUGUUUUUCAUGGGCCUCUAUUAUAGGUUUUUUCAUGUACGAAGAUUGAGGUACGAAGCUGGUGGAAGAAUGACUGCUUCGAAUCUCACUGCUUCAUUAUCGAAUACCUCGUUAUCAAAUCAGGAGGAAAAACAGAUAGACUAUACGGAGGAUAAGAAAUUAGAUACGAACGUCGGCGUGAGGAGAGUGAAACUAAGCAACGGUGGGAUACCUGGCGUGUUCAAUUGCCGUUUUGCGAAUCCAGCCGUGGUGAAUCCGAAUCGUAAGAAAAAGAAACCGACCACGUUCGUACCUCCUCCACCGCCGCAAUCUCAAACUGGAGUCGCCUCGACUACCGUGAAUUCGGUAGGCGAUACGAAACAAUGGCUCGGCGCAAACACCAAUUCGCGGCAAUUGAUACCGUUCUGGAAGAAAUCUGCGAACACUGAUUCGAUGCAGAAUGACCACUCGACAGUGCAAAAAACAAAAACAGACACAAGUACCACUGGCUCAUUAAGCGUGAAUCUGAUACGAGAGAAACUUCAAGAGAAGAAGCAGCAACAGUUACGAGAAUUGCGCGCUAUUCAAGAAGAAAUAAAGGAAGGGAAACUGUUUCCGCCUCCGUCGGCUUCAGCUUCCUCGUUCUCGUCUUCGCCUGGGUCGAAUCAGCAACCACCGCCUAAUACGAAGCUGCAUACAUCUCCUAGCUCUCCUCUGUUCACGUCCGCACCAUCUAUAGGCGAUCAGAACGGAGGAGUGACGUUGUCCUCAUGGCCACCGGUCAAGAUGCACUGCAUGUUACCUCCGCCACCGUCCUCGUCAUAUUAUCCGAAUGUUUAUCCCUCAAACUCGUGGAGAACCACGCAGAGGGAACGAGCGGAUACCCCAGAAAUCCUGUUGGCGCCGAGAUGUCUUCCGCAUCAUUAUUCUCAUUGGGUGCCGUCCACUCACGUUAAUCACCGACUGCGUUCGAGUCAGAACGGGGGAGAAGAUAGCUCGAAAGGCGAAGGGGAAGUAGAAGGAGAAAUGAGUGACAUGGAGGGUAGCCAGGUGUCCUUACCACGAAGCUAUACUCUGCCACGUGAAUUUAAAUAUCAUCAUCCGAAUAGUACUGCCAGAGAACGACGCCCAGGAAACAGCAAAGUUCCUGCGUCGCGAUUUUAUUUACCUUCUACAAAUAGUUCUGAUGGGGAUGUAGACAGCGCGGAUAAUGAAGAGGAGACGGAUUCCGAGGUGCAUUAUCGCGUGAAGAACAAUCACGUUAUUAAUCAUCACUGCGAAACCCAACAGCAGCAACAACACCAACAGCAACGGUUCGCAUUCGAGGAAAACAAUAAGAACGAGUUCGUGAACCCUAACUCGGAUUCCACGAUGGCUGCGAUCGUGUCCGGGAACUCUUACCUAAAUAAUACUCAAGGAUUGCUUAGACCGAAUCAGUUGUUCCGGAACAGGGUCAAACAUGAAACGAAACUCUGAUAUUUUUUUCUAUGGGCGUGCAAUCGAAGAAUGUAUAGCAAGAGGGAUCUUUGUUAAGAGAACGACGAACUUACGGUGAGCAACGAAAGUAUUCGAACGACACGGUAGGAAAUAAUUAUUCAUUUUGUAAAAAGUGUACAAUGCAGAAAAUAUUUUGAUAAUAACAAUUUAAGGAUGUAU